Molecule: messenger RNA, 565 nt
Organism: Laccaria bicolor S238N-H82
Lineage: Eukaryota; Fungi; Basidiomycota; Agaricomycetes; Agaricales; Hydnangiaceae
Exons: 4
Coding region: 1-465 (154 amino acids)
Source: RefSeq, a predicted model, not a curated record
AUGCAUAAGCCCUCUCUCUGCUCUGUCGUCCUGCUGUCAGCCGUCAGCUUCGUGUCGGCGAGCGAUAUCUGUGCCUACACCUCCCGCAAUUGCCUUCCGACGACGUUUGGUUGUUGUUCAAACAUUCCACAAACUACUUGCUGCUACUGGCCAAACAAUUACGGCUGGUCUGUAAAGUUUCAAAAUAUGCCGUCGUCACCUUGGGCUGGCAGCGUCUCGCAAAAUGACGUUUGUACCAGUGUUUAUAAUGGGUCGACAUAUCUCAACUGGUUGUCUGCAAACUGGAAUGCGGGUACUCUCAUAAGCCGCGACGAUGCCAACUGCGUCCGGCCGAAUGUGAUCGGAUUUACAACAGAGGUUGGGGAAGAGCAUCUCGUGAAGGUUCCAGAAGGGAAGUUUGAUGAACUUAACGAGUGGGUGAAGACGGGCAGUUUUUCAAAGCUCCUAGUGCUCGACAGUAUCUAGGACAACAACAACUCCAUGGCAUAAUUUUGAGAUUUGAAACUUAUGUACAACUCUAGCUUGACUCAGGCCCUUUGCAAUUCAAGUUUUUGUUGAAAAAGAA